AGACCCAGCAGCCAGGAAAUGAUCUGGAAAGUGCAGCUUCAGCCCCCAGCCAUCUGCCAGCCCCCGAACCCCAGGCCCUAAUGGGCCAGGCGGCAGGGUUGGCAGGUAGGGAAGAUGGGCUCUGCGCCUAUAAAGCCAGCGGGGACCCAGCAGCCCUUAGCAGUCCGGGACCAGCUGCAUCACAGGAGGCCAGCGAACAGGUCACUGUCCUUCUACCAUGGCCCUGUGGAUGCACCUCCUGCCCUUGCUGGGGCUGCUGGCCCUCUGGGGACCCGAGCCGGCCCCGGCCUUUGUCAACCAGCACCUGUGCGGCCCCCACCUGGUGGAAGCCCUCUACCUGGUGUGCGGGGAGCGAGGUUUUUUCUACGCACCCAAGACCCGCCGGGAGGCGGAGGACCUGCAGGUGGGGCAGGUGGAGCUGGGUGGGGGCUCUAUCACGGGCAGCCUGCCGCCCUUGGAGGGUCCCCUGCAGAAACGUGGCGUUGUGGAUCAGUGCUGCACCAGCAUCUGCUCCCUCUACCAGCUGCAGAACUACUGCAACUAGACUGGGCUCACAGGCCACCCCGUGCCCACUGCCGCCUGCACCAGCACCUGCUCCCUCUACCAGCUGGAGAACCGCAACUAGCCAUGGCCCGCAGGCAGGCCCAAAUGCAGCCCUGCGCCCUCCACACCUGCACCAUGAGUGAUGGAAUAAAGCCUUGAACCAGC
Molecule: messenger RNA, 708 nt
Organism: Cebus imitator (Panamanian white-faced capuchin)
Lineage: Eukaryota; Metazoa; Chordata; Mammalia; Primates; Cebidae
Gene: INS
Product: insulin
Exons: 3
Coding region: 218-544 (108 amino acids)
Biological process (GO): positive regulation of protein secretion; glucose homeostasis
Cellular component (GO): extracellular region
Molecular function (GO): hormone activity
Source: RefSeq, a predicted model, not a curated record